This is a messenger RNA of Klebsormidium nitens, 2558 nucleotides long. NCBI's taxonomy places the organism in Eukaryota, Viridiplantae, Streptophyta, Klebsormidiophyceae, Klebsormidiales, Klebsormidiaceae. The record is from the annotation of a GenBank genome assembly.
UGCUCCCGGUGCUGACCAGUUGUUUGCCACAUGCGGCAUCAACAGCACUUUCCUUUCGAUUGAGAGCGGAGUUCCAUGCGGAGCCGAGCUUUUGACAGUUCGAGACUUUUGGCCUUGCGGGAGCCUCGUGCUUUUAAACAGGCGACUGGCGGCGUGUACGGCCCAAGUCAACGCAAAGAUUGCCUCUCUGAGGGGCAACGCGACUUUGCUUACCACCCCCGCUUGCCAAGUACUGGGCGAGAUUGCGAUGACUGCUGCGGCGUAUCCUGUUGUGGUUGCAAACGGAAUCUCGGGGUGCAUCCGCCAAGUGCCCAUUGUGAAGCUGGACCAGUCGCCGGUCUGUGACGCCUUGAACUUGGACGAGAUAGACUUCUCGUCGGUGGCCCUCAGUUGUGGGUCGGCUCAGAUCCGCAGUGACCGAUGUUGCGAUUUGAUGCUCGGCAUUGCCGGCCAAGCGCACAGCAUCUAUGCCAACCAAACCGGCCACUCCAUACCGCAGGAUCAGGCCCAAGCAUGCAGCGCUGCCGUCAACUCCCGCUUGGUCAAAGCGGGUGUCAUGACGAGCUUUGUCGUUGAGCGAUGCCAGCUUGGACCAUUCCCUUUCCUCUUCGCGGCCGGAUGCUACAAUUAUUCCAACUUCGACGCCCGGAUCCCUGAUCAACUUCUCGGGCCUUUGAUGGAUGCGUGCAACCCAAUUCAAGCCAACUGCUCCAACAACACCUGUCAAAUGCAACUAGAAAGCACGACGGCGUAUCUAGCAAACUCUUCCAACCCCCGGAUUCUGUGGCUGUGUGCGAACAUGGUGAUGAGCCACUACCUUAUGCGUUAUGACUCCCUGAGCGACAUCUCCGCCCGCCUGAACUGCCUUCUUUCUUACCCGGCCCCGCUCGCGCUCGGUGUUUUGAUCCAAACUUCGCGCACAUUGACACCGUCAGCAAUAACCGGGAUCGUCUUUAGUUGCAUCGCCUUCUUAAUCAUAGUCUUCGUAACUGCCUCCGUCUACAAAAGGCGUUUACCGAACAAGGGAUUAGACGGGUGUCUCGGCAGCGGGAUCAAGGGCUCAAAGCAGUGGACAGGAAUCCCCGGGCUUACUUUAGAAAGCUUCACUUACUCCGCGUUGAGAAGGGCGACCAAAAAUUUCGAUGAGACCCGGUUGCUCGGCCAGGGCGGCUCGGGAAAGGUGUUCAUGGGGGAGCUCCGGAGCAAGCGGGUCGCCGUAAAAGUCAUCAGCAGGGAGACCCUUGCAGGAGGGGCCAAGGAGUUUCAAAACGAGGUGCUGUCGAUGGCGCGCUGCCGACAUCGUCAUUUGGUCAGCCUGGAAGGCUGCUGCAACUCACCGAAGCACUAUAUCUUGGUUCACGAGUUCAUGGAGAACGGGAGUCUAGAUGCACAUUUGUACCGGCCACGAGGAGGGGCACACGUGACACAGAACGGGGGUCAACCCCGCUUUCUGGAUUGGCCGACGAGAAUGAAGAUUGCGCUCGGGGCAGCCAAAGGGUUGGCGUUCCUCCAUGAGGGUUGCAAGCCCCGCAUUCUCCACCGUGACAUCAAGCCGAGCAACAUCUUGUUGGACUCCGACUUCGAGGCCAAGGUCGCCGACUUUGGACUGGCCAAGCUGACCGCGGACGGCGACACCCACCUCACUGCAAGCAUCGCCGGCACGUGGGGCUUCAUGGCGCCCGAGUAUGCGACAUCCGGCCGCCUGACCGACAAAAGUGACGUGUACAGCUUCGGGGUGGUCCUGCUGACGUUGAUUGCAGGACGGCGGCCGAUAGAGCCCCUCGAAGAACAGGACAAAGUUUACCUCAUCGAGUGGGCUUGGACCCUGGCGGAAGCGGACGCGCUCCGGGAGCUGCUCGACGUCAGGCUGACGUCAGCGUUAAAGGAACAUGCCACGGCCAUCGACAGGGUUACAAGGAUCGCGCUCCUUUGCAUACACACGCAAGUCAACUUGCGGCCGACCAUGAGCGAGUGCAUCCGCAUGCUCACUGGUACGGACCCCGUUUCCGCGCUGCGCCUGGGGACGAUUUUCACGCCAUCCUCGUUGGCGACACCUGGCCCCAGCAGUGACUGGAUCAGCACGGACGGGAGCGCCGGUUUGUCGGGGGCGUCCCGGGGCGUGCUGAGCAAUCAAAGCGGUCACAGUGAGCUGAGCAACCAGAGCAUCUCGGGGGCUGAGUUGGAAAGGCGAAACGCCUCCCUCGAAAUGGAUGAUUUGGAGCCCGGUUUUGGGACAUAGGAAAAGGGUGUGUCGUCUUGAUUAUGAUCACUUUGUUGACUUGGUGCAACGGUCAAGAAGCAGAUCUGAUGCAUGUGUGAAAGUAGGUCGCAGCGCGGCCGCAGUCGCUAGCGCAUGAAGUCUUGAGUUUGGUCUGUCAAUUACCAAAUGUUUUGGCUAGUGUGUAUUUAUACUUGGAUAUUUCAAACUGAUAUUACUGAAUCUUAGCUAUAGGUGCCGCUAGCAGAGUUAGGUACGGUGCACAGUGACCACUACAAUUACGGAUACGAAAGAUUGCGCUAUCCUAAUCAAGUGCAUUACAAGCGCGCACAAGAAUAGG